AUGGCCGAGCAUCCUUCCUUUACACUUGCCGCUCUCCUUCCUGCUGGGGGGGUCUUGGGGUAUCUAAAGACACGCUCAGCACCAUCAUUGAUCGCAGGAGUGGGACUCGGACUUUCAUAUGGAUACGCUGGUUAUCUGGUCAAAGAAAACAGGGACUACGGAACCGAGUUGGCCCUGGCAAACAGUGUACUCCUGCUGGCUUCUGCAAUCCCUAGAAUCAUCAAGACGCAAGCCAAAUCCCCCGUGCCCAUAAUUCUCGGAGCCACAGGAUCUUUGGCAACUUUUUACUACCAAAAAAAGGUCCGGGAGUUCCGAUUCGGAGUCUGA
This is a messenger RNA of Penicillium waksmanii, 327 nucleotides long. Its product is annotated as TMEM14 family protein. The record is from RefSeq and is a predicted model, not a curated record. Lineage: Eukaryota; Fungi; Ascomycota; Eurotiomycetes; Eurotiales; Aspergillaceae. Gene Ontology annotation, cellular component: membrane. The transcript has 3 exons. The coding region runs from base 1 to 327 and encodes 108 amino acids.